Molecule: messenger RNA, 981 nt
Organism: Aspergillus melleus
Lineage: Eukaryota; Fungi; Ascomycota; Eurotiomycetes; Eurotiales; Aspergillaceae
Product: dihydrodipicolinate synthase family protein
Exons: 1
Coding region: 1-981 (326 amino acids)
Molecular function (GO): 4-hydroxy-tetrahydrodipicolinate synthase activity
Source: RefSeq, a predicted model, not a curated record
AUGGGCUCCCAAACCACCUUCCCCCACGUCCCCGCCCCAGGCGUCUGGUGCCCCGCAAUCACCUACUUCGACCACUCCACCGACACCAUCGACUUCGCCUCCCAGAAGAAAUACUACUCCUACCUCUCCACGACCGGCCUCACCGGCCUCGUCAUCCUCGGCACAAACUCCGAAGCCUUCCUGCUGACGCGCGAGGAACGCCGCGCCUGCAUCGCCGCCGCCCGCGAGGCCGUCGGCCCCAACUACCCCCUCAUGGCCGGCGUGGGCGCGCACUCCACCAAGCAAGUGCUCGAACUGAUCGACGACGCGGCGGCCGCGGGGGCAAAUUACGCAUUGGUCCUUCCGCCCGCGUACUUCGGCAAAGCGACGACGAUGGGCGUCGUCAAACGCUUCUUUAAAGACGUUGCGGCCAAAUCGGCACUUCCCGUCGUCGUGUAUAACUUCCCCGGGGUGUGUAAUGGCGUGGAUCUUGACUCGGAGACGAUCACGGAUAUUGUCCGGCAGAGCGCCGCCGAGAGACCCGAUGGGAAGAGUAACGUCGUCGGCGUGAAAUUGACCUGUGCGUCUGUCGGCAAGAUCACCCGGUUAGCGGCUACGUUUCCGCGCGACGAAUUCGCCGUUUAUGGUGGGCAGUCGGAUUUCUUGAUCGCUGGGUUGAGUGUCGGCUCGGCGGGUUGUAUUGCUGCGUUCGCGAACGUGUUCCCUCGUGUCUCGGCGGAGAUUUACCGGCUGUGGGAGGCGGGUAAGAAGGAUGAGGCGAUUGAGUUGCAGAGGAAAGCCGCGUUGGCGGAAUCGCCGUGUAAGAGUGGGAUUGCGGCGACGAAGUAUGCUACGGCUGUGUUUACGGCGCCGAGGGCCGGGAUUGAGGGUGCGGAGGAGAAGUUGAAGCCGAGGACGCCGUAUGAGGAGCCGGCUGGGGCGGCGAAGGAGGGGGUGCAGAAGAUUAUGGGGGGUGUGGCGGUUUUGGAGAAGGGGUUGUAG